AUGCCACCCAUAACCACCCCCGGCCACGAAUCACAUGGUGGAUGCGCCUCCGCCGAUUCAUCUACACUUUCGAGACACCGCUCCACCUCCGCGGAAUUUCCUCCGUCUCAGUCACCGACACCAGUAUCCUAUCCUCGCACUACUGUGCCUCUUUGUCCCCCUCCCAACAUGGCAUUUCCCUGUCCCAGAACCCAUACCCCUAGAAGCUAUGCUCAACAAUGUCUCCUCCUGGAGUCCCGCAUGGCCUCCGAAGAUCUUACUAACAUGCUUUCUGUCCCCAUCUGGCGCGCAAGAGAUACCCCUAUCCGGUCCAUGUACCGUCUCUACGAGGCCAUGGCUGCGGGCGAGUACUACGCUAUACGCCCAGAGGUCGAGUAUUUUUGGUACCAACGGUCAUGGAUCCUCAGCCGCGUGCCAGAUCCGAGGGAUUACGACCCUGUCCGAUACGCGAUCCUAGCGUCUAUCGCAGAGGAGCUUGCUAAGGCGAUUAAUUGGCGGCUAAGUCUAGGGAUGCGGCGUGAUAAACGCAAGCAUAUCUACCGUAAAACUCUCGAGGAUGUGCUUCCUCCGUAUACGCCGGAAACUGCACCGUCUUGGACCAAACGCGUCCCUCCAAUUGAUGUUGAAUUGAUCACAGAUUUACCGGAUGCGCUGGACUCAUCCGGUAGACUAGUGCUUGAAGCAGGCGGAAAGAGUCCCGCCUUUGCAGAGAGAAAUAUCGUUACUGAUAGUGGUCACUUUUAUACAGUUUAG
This is a messenger RNA of Aspergillus oryzae RIB40, 753 nucleotides long. RefSeq lists its product as uncharacterized. The transcript has a single exon. The coding region runs from base 1 to 753 and encodes 250 amino acids. The record is from RefSeq and is a predicted model, not a curated record. Lineage: Eukaryota; Fungi; Ascomycota; Eurotiomycetes; Eurotiales; Aspergillaceae.